Messenger RNA from Adineta ricciae, 1502 nucleotides. Lineage: Eukaryota; Metazoa; Rotifera; Eurotatoria; Adinetida; Adinetidae. The record is from the annotation of a GenBank genome assembly.
AUGCCUUCGAAAAACUCUAUUGGUUUUGAUUGUUUAUAUCAUUGGGUUGCUGAUAAUAAUAAUUUACCAAAACUUAAAGCGGAUACUCGUAUUGUGGCUAUACGUUUUUGUCGACAAUCAACAAUUCAUACAGAAGAUCAGUCAUUAUCUAUUGAAAACUCAACAAUUACCAAUGGUAAACAAUGGACAUUUAGUGAGCUUCGCCAAAUGAAUAUUUCAGCUCGUCAGUUAGUGGAUUGGUAUGCACCGUUAGAUCUCAUAGAAGAGUAUUUAUUAGAAAAAGAAAUAGGAAUAUUUGUUAAUUGUUCUCGAAAGAAACAUUUCGGGCCGCGGUGUCAAUAUAGUUUUGAUUCUGCUGAAGAAUUGAAGGAAAUCAUAUGGAAUCAGUUUGAUACUAAAUAUUAUUCCCAAAAUGAUGUUUUAUCGGUUACAAAUGGAACAUGUUACAUGAUACCCAAUAAUCAAUGUCAAUCCAUUUUAUGCUUGGAUUGGCGUGAGAUUUGUGAUGGUAAGUUCUUUUGAUCAAUCUAAUCCUAUAUACAAUUCAAUUAGAUUUGUUUCAUUGAUCAAAUUUUUUCUCAAAUCAACAUUUUAUUUAGAUAAAAAAUCUUUUCUUAGUAAAAAUCAUAUUUAUUAAGCGUCACGCUUAGCUGAAGCAAUAUGAGAAACAUCCGUUGUGAUUUAUCUUUCUUCUGAAAAUCUGACGUUUCUAAGAUACGUACAGGAAGAUAAGGAUAAAGCAGUUAAUAUUUAGUUUCUCAAAAACAAUGUUGCACCGUUCGAAUUAAAUGCCAAUUAAAUCCUGUUCAUAACACUUCUUUUGUAUAGAUCAAUUGUGCAGAGGUUUUAUCUCUUUUCUGAUACGAGCGUAACGAUAAUACGAUCUGACAGGACAAGCAGGAAUGAAUUAUUCGAGAGAAAAAUAGUACUGCAUACACAGUGGUAGGUUUGAAUUGAAUGCAAACUUUCGAGUUCGGUCAUUUUUUGAGCAAUCGAUAGGAGCGUGUAGAAAUGAAAUAAAAGAAGGAGUUUCGGAAAUGUUUAUAAUAAGACUACAUAAAGUAAAACAAACGUUUCAAAAACUGGAAGCUCAAAGAUAUUCGAAAUAGUCGAGCCUGGACGUAAACUCACUGAUGUCAAAACGAAAACUUAAAUUCACUUCUAGUGCAUGUCUACUCACUGAGCUGUAGUAACUGUCGAACGCAUUAAGUUUAAAAAACCCUUUAAUUAAAGCUUGACGUCCAAAGAGUACUUUAAACUUCAACAAUAAUGUUGAAGUCAUCAUCAUCAUAUCCCAUAGGCUUGGCGCCCGUUGGGUCCAACCAUUUACGGGAUCAGAUUUUUCCAUGCCCGUCUAUCUUGCGCAAGGUGGAGCAAGUCGUGUCCACUACGUUGACACCAUUCCGUUAUGUCAUCGAGCCACUCUCUGCACGGCCGUCCUCUUCGAGAUUUUCCGUCCAUUUGUGAAAAUAGAACGUGUUUGAUCAGCCUGUUAUCUCCCA